Molecule: messenger RNA, 1983 nt
Organism: Paramecium pentaurelia
Lineage: Eukaryota; Ciliophora; Oligohymenophorea; Peniculida; Parameciidae
Source: the annotation of a GenBank genome assembly
AUGAAAAAGAACAAACAAGUUUCAGCCAAAUCGCAGUAUUUAAAAAAGAAAAAGGAAAUGCCAAGUGGAGUAGAUGAUUUAGCAACUCAUGAAGAGAAUGACAUUCAUUCUUUUAAUUAGUUAAAACAAUAACAGAAUCCAAAAUUUUAACAAAUUGCUAUAAAAGAAGGAGAUACAAGUUCAAGUGAUGAUGAAGGGGAACUCAAGAACAGAGAUGAUCCUGAUGAAUAAUCACGUUUUGUAUUAGGGUUAAUCUAAAAGAAUGUACUAGUUUAAAAUAUAAUGAAAAUAGAGAGUAAAUGAAAAAAAUUCAUUUGAGAUACCAAUGAUCAAUAUUAAAGAUCUAAAUGCAUUUAAAUGUAUGUGAUUAUUCAUAUUUUAGAAAUCGAAUAAGGAGAUGCUUGGAAACAAAUAUCCGCUUCAUUAGAUGCGGGAUCGAAAAUAUAUGGAUUUAGAGUGGAUUUAGUUCAUUAAAACACAUUUAAAGUACUUGGAGGUUUGCAUAGAACCUAAAUUAAUGAAAAACAAAAUUAAGAAGAAUAGCAAGAAUAUGAAUAAGAAUAAUUGAGAAAAAAGAAAUUAUAAAAUACGGGAGGUGAGAACACAUUAGAGAAAAAUCAAGCAAAUAUAGACACAAAUAAAUAUGAUUUAGAAUUUGAAAUUGAUCCUCUAUUUUAAUAAACAUCAGCAAAAUUUGAUGAAGCAGGAGCUAAAGGAUUAUUAAUGAAUAAUCUAACAAUAAAUGAGAAUUUGAUGCUUGCAUUAGAUUCUGAUGUAUUACCCAUUAAACCUAUCACAUGUUCAUUGAAUAUAGAAAGUAACAUAUUAAAAAUAUAAAUAGAAUAUAAGUCCUUUUUAAAGAAUUUACACAAUUUAAAAUUGUGUCCAGAAUUAACUGAAUUUAGAGAGAAUAUGUUUCAAAAAGGAUAAAAUAUAAUAGAAAUCAAAUAAAACAUAUCAUUUGCUAAUGUGAUGGACCCAAUAGCUCUGAAUAUGGAUUUUAAUUAAGAGGAUUAAUUAUAUGAGAAUAUGAAUAUGCAAGAUGAGAUAAUGGAUGAAUAAGCAUCUAUACUUUCAGUAAAUCAAUUUUAAAAUGCUAUUGUUAAUUAAUAAAGUGGAAACAAAUUUUCAUAACAUAAAUUCAAUAUUUUAAAUUUUGAAUAAGCAGCAGCUAAUAUUGGAACAGGAAAGGUCUUUGAAAAUGAAAAAGAAUAAGUUGCAUGGAUGGCUUUGGAUAUGAACUAAUAACCUAAAAAAAAAAAUAUUACUUAAUUAAAUGAAAAGCCCAAGAAGAACAAAACUAAAAAGAAAAAUGGUUUACUUUUUACUUUUGAUGCUGAAGAGGAUGACAAAGAUUUAGAUAGAUAAAAUAUUCUUUAAAAAAGGGAAAAGGAAAACUAUUGCAAUAACAAAGAAACAAUGAAUUAAUUAUAUCUAUUGCCUAAAUCUUAUCAAAUAGAUAGAUAAGAGUAACUAUAAUUAUUUAUUAUAUUAGUUUAUGUUAACCAUUUUAGGUAUCCAAAUUACCAAAAUGGGAGGAAGAUAUUUAAGAGUAGCCAUUUUUAUAAAAUGAUAAUUUUGAUAUAGGAGUUAUAGAUGAAGAUCCUUAACAAUUGAUAACCUAAUAAAAUACUGCCUUUAAUUCAGCAUAUAAAAAUACUAAUAAUACAUAAGGAAAAUUGAAUAUUCCAAUUAAAGAAUUAAAAACUUAAGUUUGGUAAAAUUUAUAAUAAUCAAUACCUGUAUUUUAUUAUAAUUCUAUACAUAUAGUUAUCAACAGAGCAUUCAGGUUUAGAAUUUAAUGAGAUUAAUAAAAUUUUACCUAAGAUUUUAAAAAUUCCUUAAUCCAAAGGUAGGGUUUCAAUACAAACUUGUUUUGUUACAAUGUUACAUUUAGCUAAUGAAUAAGGAUUGAAGUUUAUUCAAAAUGAUACUGAAAACGAUUUUGUUAUUCAAAGAGAAAUAUUGCCUCAAUAAUCAUGA